Molecule: messenger RNA, 711 nt
Organism: Quercus lobata
Lineage: Eukaryota; Viridiplantae; Streptophyta; Magnoliopsida; Fagales; Fagaceae
Product: probable ATP-dependent helicase PF08_0048
Exons: 2
Coding region: 1-711 (236 amino acids)
Source: RefSeq, a predicted model, not a curated record
AUGGGAAAAGAAGAAGGAUAUUGGGAGGCCUGCCAGCAUACAUUGAAGAGCCCGUAUGAACUAAGAGCAAAUGAUGAAGAUGAGGAAGGGGGAGCGGCCCUUAGUGAUUAUGAAGAUGGAAGUGAAGACAAUAGUGAUAGUAGUAGUGACAAAAGCAACAAUGAUAAUGGACAUGGUGAUGAUGAUAGCAGCACCAAUGGUGAUGACAACAGUAACGGAAGUUAUGAUAGACCAUGCAACGGAGAUGAUUGGGGUGAACCCCCUAAUGAUAGAGAAGAUGAAGACGCAGACCUAUUCUAUGAGGAAUAUGACAGUGAUAUGGACUACUAUGAUCAAGAUAUUAAAGAUGAUACUGAAACUAACAGGUGGAGCGAUACUAAUAGUAAUCAAUAUAGGUUGUUAAAUGUGUUAGAGUAUGGAAGAGAGGAAAAUGCACAAGCCAACCAGAUGCAUCAUAAAGAAUAUCCCUAUGGGCAUCUUUCAGAUUGGAGUGAUAUCACCAAUGUCAGCUCAAGGUUUGGCCCUAGGUAUGACAACCAUGGAAGAGAGGUUCUAGAAUUGGGGUCGUAUUAUGAGUCAGAACCAAGUACACUAACCUUACAUACUGUAGAGGAUGGUGACAUAGAUGCCAGUUUGGCUGCCCUAAACCAAAAACUAAUGGUCCACUGUCUCAGAAUCAUGACACUUGAGAAUGCUGAAUAUAAUGAGUAG